Messenger RNA from Fulvia fulva, 1470 nucleotides. RefSeq lists its product as uncharacterized. The transcript has a single exon. Lineage: Eukaryota; Fungi; Ascomycota; Dothideomycetes; Mycosphaerellales; Mycosphaerellaceae. The record is from RefSeq and is a predicted model, not a curated record. Gene Ontology annotation, molecular function: protein binding. The coding region runs from base 1 to 1470 and encodes 489 amino acids.
AUGGUCCACCACAAGCGCCCCCACCGGCGUCUCCGACAACAGCAAAAUGCGAAGCAGAUGGCGAAGAUGACAGAUCUACCGGACGAACUGCUGCUUCAAGUCGUCGAGGACUUGGCGCCCGACGAUAUCCUCAAGCCGCGACUUACCUGCAAGAAGGUCGCACCGGCCGCGAAUACGGCCAUCCAGAAGCGCAUGAAGUGCCUAUACAUCCACCUAUCAACAAACUCUCUACGGACCUUCCGCGACUUCUGCCAUCACCCCUUGUGGGCGAGCGCAACCACCAAGGUGGUCUUCCUGGGCGACAAUGAUCUAUCGCCCAUCCCACAGACCAUUUCAUCCUGGUCAACUCCGAAGGAGUGGCAGAAAUGGUCUCAGAUGUUCGCGCCGUGGCCAGCAGCCUUUCCACCGGCUAAGUCACGCUCGAGAAUCGUCGGGGUCCAGGACAACGAGUUCGCCAUUACAGCUACGCUAGACGCCCUCAUCUCCUCGCUCACCAAGUUACCUGCUUUGGAGAGCAUCGCGUUCCAAAGCACGAUUGGGGAGCCAGGUUUCAACCAGGUGACAGAUGCGAUGAUCAGAUCACACGGCAGGAAGUAUCAUGAGGAGUACAAGCGCCGGAAGGCUGUCCAUCCCGAGGAACAACGAGUUACAGACUACGCGAUAUUGAAGGCAAUGCUCACAAGCCAUCAUUUGCGGCUCAAAGAACUUCAGAUCCUCACUGCUUUGCCAUUCGCCCAUAACUCUCUUGGUCUAGAGAAGUUGACAAGACUAUCCUUGGCAGCUGAACACGGAAGCAUUUUCGGCACGUACGAUACUCAACAUGAGGGACCCCAGAAACGUGCCUCUCCGGAGGCUUCCCGCUGGUUACGCCGGUGCGCAGAACUCUUGGAGCGUGCGCCAUGUCUCGAGCGUCUUUCAAUUUCUCUACAAGGAACAACCGGAUCUAAAUACGCUCUGCAGGACUACACACUCUCAACCUUGCGGGUCUUGAAUUGUACCUUCCCGCAGUUACGACAAUUCGAGCUGGCGCGCGAACAGGAUUCAUGGUGGCAGCCGAAUGUGCAGAGACCUAUGCUGGAAGCCGUACAGGAAGACGCUUGGAAGCAUUUCCUCCAACGACACACAGCACUGUCCUUACGCGAGAUCGCUGUGGACAAUGUCCUCAUCACAUCUACUGUCGGCAGCAGUCCGAUUGAGCACAUCAAAGACGUCGUUGAGUUGCGACAGUCAGGGCUGAAGACUUCGUACAUCGUCAACCGCUUUCAACAUCAUCGCAAUUGCAAGAUACAUCAAAAGCAGCCGAUGAACUUGUCACUUUGCAAAGCUGGGUGCGGGGCCUACUCUCUGGAUGCUACCGGUGUAGGCAUGGGCACGCCAGACAUUGAGCUGUUUGCCGCUGAGAGAGGUGUCAAAUUGAUUGAUGGUCUGGCCUGGGACUUCGGGAAUCGUGCUGUGGAUCGGGUCGGCUAA